Molecule: messenger RNA, 2208 nt
Organism: Adineta ricciae
Lineage: Eukaryota; Metazoa; Rotifera; Eurotatoria; Adinetida; Adinetidae
Source: the annotation of a GenBank genome assembly
AUGAACACAAUUUCAUCGACAUCAAUUUUAGUUGAUCAAUCCAUUGAAAACGCGAACCAAUCUCGGAUAGAAAAACUUGUUCAAUUGCUUCUUUCAUUUAAUGUUGAUCGAAAGCGAAUUGAUGAAAGCAACCAUCAGCAUGCGAAACUUGUCCUACGAAUCUUUGCUAUCUAUAUGAUUUUUGUUAGUAAUGUGUUAAUCGUUGCGGUACUAAUGCAAUCAGCGGAAAGUUUUCUUAUUACAAAUACUUUUGAAUGUCAUCUAAUCCAAAAACGAUUCGCAGUGAAGACGUUAUUGACCGAACGAAACGUUCAACAUAAUGUAUACAUGAUUAAUUUUAAUCAGAUUGCGACAAUUCAAGAUAUUUGGCAAUUUAUGAAUGAAACACUUGCCGAAGUUUUCUUACGUGUACAACAGCAACCUUCACGACCGAAUUCGACUUUGAUCCACUGGGUAUUAGAUCACUUCUUGUUGAUCGGAGUCGUUCGGAUGAGACAAGUUCGUGUCAAACCUGAAAAAUGUCACAUACCGAAAUUAUAUUCGGAUGAAAUCGCCGAUUGCUAUCCAGCCUAUUCAUCCGACAAGAAAGACACCGAUCCGUUUGGUCCAAUCACGCUUAGCGAUAGUACAGAUAUCAAUCUAAAGCAACCAUGGCGUUUUAUGUCCAAAGACAAGACAGGAAUGGGCUCGCAUACAGGUCAACACGGUAAAUAUGAUGGAAGUGGAUACAUAGCCGAUCUUGCUCAGUAUGAUCGAACAUAUCGACGUUUCACGAGAGAUAUCAAUGAGUUGGAAAGAUUUCAUUGGCUUGACAAAGCUACUCGAGCUUUAUUUAUUGAUAUAAUUACAUACAAUCCAAGUGUGAAUCUCUUUUCGUACAUUAAACUUGUUUUUGAAAUGCCGUUGACUGGUGGUAUUUUUCCUUCCCACAAAGUCGAGAAUUUUCAAUUGUUUCGGUACGUUGGUUCAAAGAAAUACGUUCUGAUCAUCUGCGAGGCUACUAUCGUUCUAUUUACCAUUAUCUUUCUUCUCGUCGAAAUUCUAACAAUGAUCAAGUUAAAAUUCAAGAUUUUUCUCAGUUUCUGGAAUUGGAUUGAUAUGAUUCUUCUAAUCAUUUCGAUUCUCUUGAUUAUUGUCAACAUCUAUCGUCUGAUUCUCAUCAACUCGACUUUGACCAAUCAAUUGUCAAUUUAUCUCGUAACAUUCGACACAGCAAUCGUUAAAUUACUUCGUCUUCACAAUCUAUUCGAUACUUUGAGUAUCCUACUCGCAUCGAUCAGUAUCAUUCGAAUAUUGAAAUAUUGUGAUUUUGCUGUGAUGUUGAUACGAAUCAAAGCAACGAUUCAACGAUGUCUCGGCGAUCUGAUCGGAUUUCUUGUGAUGUUUGUAGCAAUAAUGAUUGCCUAUGCCCAAUUUGGGAAUUUAGUUCUUGGUCAACAGGCACCUGCAUUUUCUACUGUGGGAAAAGCAUUUGUUGCUCUAUUUCGCACGGUAUUGGGUGAUUUUAAUUUUGAGGAUAUUCGUGAUGCUGCACCAAUCGUUGGUCCAUUAUUUUUCUUCUUUUAUAUAUUCUCCAUGGUAUUCAUGCUAUUCAACAUGGUUCUGGCUAUCAUUGUCGAUUCAUAUGAAGAACUAGGCAGCGAACGUCGUGAUAUCAUCAAUCAAAUGCUAGUUGAUGUCACACCCUUCAUGAAACAUUCGAUUCAAAGAUUUUUCGAGCGACUUGGUGUUUGGACGAAAGUUCGAGUUCUCGUUCAUUCGAUAAUUCGUGCAGAGGAUAUUUCCAAUACGAAAACUAUCGGAGAUCUUUUACAAGAAUUCAAGUAUUCGGCCACUUCGUCUACGCUCUAUGAAGAACUUCAUCAAGCCUUCGUGCAUGAUAUGACAAAGACAAUAUCAAAGAAAGAUUUCGAUGCUUUUUUGAAAUACGCUCAUCGAGAUAAAGAUCGUCAACGUGACACCUUACAAAGUUUAUUCACGGGAAAGAAGUCAUUGAUUAAUUUCAAUGAAGAACAAGACUGGAAUACACAUGCAAGUAAUCUCUGUACAAUACAGCAGUGGGCACAAUUACGAUAUCGGAUUGCACGUUUGGAAGAAUUGUUCAAUUCUAUGGAUGGAAAAUGGAAAUAUUCGAUGAGAACAUCGAAGAAUUUGCUUCGAACGAGAAAUCUUUCACGCGAAAUUUCCGAGGAGAAGCAAAACACGUGA